CUCCAGCUGGCUUAUCUUAUCUGCCUUGUGGUAUUUUUUGGGUCUUUUAUAAAUAUUGCAUUGUUAAACUGGGUUUUACGGUCCACUUCCCGUGAUUUGUGCAGCAACCCAGUGGCAGAGAGCGGGCAGAUGUUCUGCGAAUAGUGGAGUCCAUAGUUUGCAUGCAUUGCGAUUAGUUUGUGGCGAUCGGUUGGCGAGGCGAGGCGAGGAACAACCUGUGGCAGCCAGCAGGACAGGAAACACGACCGUAGUGGACACGAUAGCGCGGGAUUCAACAGGAGGAGCAGGAGCAGGAGCAGCAGCAGGAUGAGCUGCUUCAGUGCGAUGAGUGCCCCGCUGCUGGGCGAGAUGGAGCAGACCAUCGGGAUGCUGGAGCGCGGCACCAUAGUGACCAAGUUGUAUGGGAAGCAGCGUCGUCCGGACCGCCGCCACCUGAUGCUCAUCCGCGAGACGCGCCAGCUGAUCUGGGCUACGGUGGCCACCCAGACGCCGAGGACAGACUACGAGGGCGCCAUCCAGCUGCGCGAGAUCCGCGAGAUCCGGGUGGGCAAGCACUCCAAGGAGUUCCGCCUGUUCGCCGACGAUUGCCAGCGCUUCGAGUCCAGCAAAUGCUUCGUCAUCCUGCACGGCAGCCAGUUCAAGCUGAAGAGCUUCUCGGUGGUGGCUCUGUCGGAGAUCGAGGCCGAGAACUGGGUGAGGGGCCUGCACUACAUGGUCAAGGACACCCUGGGGGCGCCAUAUCCCCUGCAAAUCGACCGCUGGCUGCGGCGGGAGUACUACCAAAUCGAGAACGUCAACUCGCACUCGGCCAAGGCCACCGAACAGUCGCCGGCCCAGGUGACCAUCAAGGACUUCAAGCUCUUCCUGGCCAGCGUCAGCUGCAAGAUGACCACCGGCAAGUUCAUGGAGCACUUCAACGAGGACGUGCGGCGCAAGCACGACCUCAAGUUCGACGACUUCUCGCGUCUGUAUCAGAAGCUUCUGCUGCCCAAUGGCUUUGCCAGCAAUCUCUCAGGCUCAGGAUCGGGUGGGGCCAACUUUCCCUACUCGGAGGACCAGCAGGUGGUACGGCCGGCGGAGCUGAAGCGCUUCCUGGAGACGGAACAGCGCGAUGUGAGCUCCAGUGAGAUCAGCAAUGCGGCCAUUGCCACCUUCAUUCGGGACUUUGUGCAGGACGUGGAGCGGGACUGCCAGGAGCCGUAUCUGACCUUCGCGGAGUUCGUGGACUUUCUGUUCUCCAAGCAGAACGACCUGUGGAACAGCAAGUACGACUCGGUGUUCAUGGACAUGAACCUGCCGCUCUCCUCCUACUGGAUCGCCUCGUCGCACAACACCUACCUGACGGGCGAUCAGUUCUCCAGCGAGUCCUCCUGCGAGGCCUACGCCCGCGCCCUGCGCAUGGGCUGUCGCUGCAUCGAGCUGGACUGCUGGAAUGGGCCGGACAACCUGCCCUACAUCUUCCACGGCCACACCAUGACCUCGAAGAUCAAGUUCAUGGACGUCAUCAAGACGAUCAAGGACCACGCCUUCACCACCUCCGAGUAUCCGGUGAUCCUGUCCAUCGAGCAGAACUGCUCCCUGGAGCAGCAGCGCAACAUGGCGCAGGCCUUGAUCGAGGUCUUUGGGGACAUGCUGCUCUCCCAACCCUGCGACCGAAACGAACAGCACCUGCCGUCGCCAUACCAGCUGCGCCGCAAGAUCAUCCUCAAGCACAAGAAGCUGCCGCAGUUCGACGAUAUCACCAAUGGCAUUUCGGGCACCGGAUCGCUGGGCCACAGAUCCUCGCUGGGCGGAGCGGGCGGCGGAGGGCAUGGGGAGACGGAUGGCGAGAAUGUGCGCAAGGUGUUCAAGGAGGGGCUGCUGUACUUCAAGGACCCGGUGGACAAGUCCUGGAACCUGUACCAGUUCGUCCUCACCCACCAGGAGCUCAUCUACUCCUCGGAGAUCAACGAGUCGCGCAACGGCAACUCCGAGGACGACGACUUUGGACUGUCCUCCUCGUGUACCCUGAACAGCAACAUGCAGCAAAAGCAAAAGGACACGUCGGCCAACGAUGAGCUACACUUUGGCGAGAACUGGUUUCAUGGCAAACUGGAAGGUGGCAGAAAGGAGGCGGAUGAUCUACUGAAGCAGUAUAAACACCUUGGCGACGGAACAUUUUUGGUACGCGAGUCGGCCACCUUUGUGGGCGACUACAGCCUCUCCUUUUGGCGGCGAAAUCGACCCAAUCACUGUCGCAUCAAGCUGAAGCACGAGAAUGGUUCCAUCAAGUACUAUCUGGUGGAGAAUUUCGUGUUCGAUUCCCUCUACUCGCUGAUCGUUUACUAUCGCAAGAACAUGCUGCGCAGCUCGGAGUUCUCGAUUAUUCUCAAGGAGCCAGUGCCGCAGCCCAAGAAGCACGAGGACCAGGAGUGGUUCCACCCGAACACCACCAAGGAGCAGGCCGAACAGGGUCUGUACAGGCUGGACAUCGGUUCGUUUCUCGUCCGACCGUCGGUGCAGAGCAUAAACGCCUUUGUGAUCUCGUUCACCAUCAAUCGCAAGAUCAAGCACUGUCGGAUCAUGCAGGAGGGCCGUCUCUACGGCAUCGACACCAUGAAUUUCGAGUCUCUGGUCUCCCUGAUCAACUACUACACGCGCAAUCCGCUCUAUCGCAAUGUCAAGCUCAGCCAUCCGGUCUCCCAGGAGCUGCUGCGUCAGGCGCUGGCGGAGAGCGCCCAGGGCGACCACAGCCACAACGACAACGGGGCCUCCAACUACAUGGGCUCCAACCUGGAGGAGUAUGUCACCUGCAAGGCGCUCUACAGCUACAAGGCGAACAAGCCGGACGAGCUAUCGUUCCCCAAGCACGCCAUCAUCACGAACGUGCAGCGGGACAACACCAUGUGGUGGAUUGGCGACUACGGCGGCAUGAUAAAGAAGCAUCUGCCGGCGAACUAUGUGAAGGUCAUUGAUUCCGCCACGGAGGACUACAACUCGUUGAACGAGGAGGGCACCGACGGACGCACCGACUCCAUUGAGAUAUUUGGGGCUGUGGCCUCGCUCUUCGAGUCCAACGAGCCGGGUAUCAUCUUCAAGCUGCAGAUACAAACGCCCACGAUGCAGAAUCCGUUUGUGAUUGGCUUCGACAACCAGGAGACGGCCUACGAGUGGAUCAAGGCCAUCCAGGAGGCGGCGCUUAUAGCCAGCCAGCUGGCCUCGGAGCGGAGGAAAAAGGAGCGCACUGCGCGCGUGGCCAAGGAGAUGUCGGACCUCAUUAUCUACUUCCGCAGCGUGCCCUUCCGCGAGCACUCGUGGAUCUUCCAGGAGAUGUCCAGCUUUCCGGAGACCAAGGCGGAGAAGCAGUUCUUCCAGCAGAACACCCAGCUGUUCCUGUUGUACCAUCGCAAUCAGAUCAGUCGCGUGUACCCGAAGGGUCAGCGCCUGGACUCGUCGAACUUCAACCCGAUGCCCUUCUGGAACAUUGGAUCGCAGAUGAUCGCCCUGAACUACCAGACGGGCGACAAGGCCAUGCAGCUGAAUCAGGCCAAGUUCCGCAACAAUGGCCAGUGCGGCUACAUCUUGAAGCCGGCGUUCAUGAAGUCGGAUAACUUCAAUCCGAACAACCCCCUGUGCGACGGCUUUGGCGAGGUGAAGGUCAGCAUUCGCCUGAUAGCUGCUCGCCACCUGUUUCGUGGCGGCAAGUCGAACAAUCCACAGAUUGUGGUGGAGAUAGUGGGAGCCAGCUACGAUACGGGCGUAAAGUAUCGCACCAAGGUCAACGAGAACGGCUUCAACCCGGUGUGGAACGAGUCGUGCGAGUUCAACGUGCGCAAUCCGCAGUUCGCCAUCCUGCGCUUCGAGGUCCAGGACGAGGACAUGUUCGCGGAGACGCACUUCAUCGCCCAGGCCUGCUACCCGCUGACCUGUGUGCGCCAGGGCUACCGCAGCGUCAUCCUGCGCAACAAGUUCAGCGAGGAGCUGGAGCUGACGUCGCUGCUGAUCAAUAUCAAGAUCGUAAAUGCCACCUCGCCCUAGAUGGAUGCGUUGCGAGUGCCAGGAAUGAUUCCAAAUCUGCUUGCUGGUGUGGAUCGAGUGUUUGGGAAAGCAAACAGUGGUUGCUCCUAGGGAAAGCUAAGCUUUUCGCAACAGCAAUUUGCCGAACUCAGCGCAAACAUCCGCCAGUUCCAUCAGACUAUGACCUAAGACCUCAUCCCACGACUCAUUUACUAGUUUUGAAAGGGAAAAAGUUACCGAAAACUUUGACUAGUUUCUACACCCCUCAGAAGUUACUACCUUUUAUAAGUAGUAUUCCCAUAAAAAUCCAAAUCAUGUUAACCCUUGCUCUUCCAUUAUGUUGGCGUGUUCUACUAAAUCGUCAAAUCGUCUAAUGUUUAAUUGUGGUUUUUAAAUUACUGUCGUUUAGUACUAAUUUUACUAAAAUAUCUUUAAUAUCAGAACUGAGUACUAUGGCUUUGAUAAAAUUAUGCGAAUGCUGUACGACAUCGUUUUAAAACAACAUAUCAGUAGCAAACUUCGAAACGAUUUAAAUAAUAGUAAUCAUGUCUUCCUGUCUUCAUUUUACAUUUCCUCAAUUUAGUAAAACAGGAAAUAUAAGCAUGUUGGUUCGUAGGUCAUUUGAAAGCACCUUUUCAAAGUCUAAGUUUAUGAAAUAACACCUUUUCAGACCUUCUUCCUAGCACAAAUACUCAAAUCAUCUUCGAAAGGAGUCAUGAAAUUAAUAACUAAAACUGAAAAAGAUAAAUAACACAAGUGCCUUUAAACUGAACAUAAUCAAAAAAUAUAACUAAAUUUGUUUGUAAAGCGUAUUUAAUGAGUUUGUUUUCUAACUCAGACUUGUGAAUGCAUGUUUUAAACUAAUGUUUGAACCUUUUUAGGCCGGGAUUCCCGGUGAAAAUGAUUUGACUUUUCUCGAAAGCAAUCAUUAAUCACAUUCUCUCAAUAUUUUUGAAUUUCUAUGUGAUUAAAUAAUAUCAUUAAAAUGUCUUUCCUCGCACGUGACUCUCCUAAACGGCAGGAUCUUCAAAUUCUAAACCAACCUAAGGAACGUCAUUCUUUCUAAUGCAUUUUGUAAUAUAAAUAUACUAUCACUACUUGAGUUAAGAAGUGCAACAUUAAUAAACCAGGACUUAUACCCAUAAAGUUGACAGAUUUACCAUCUGAAAAUCGACACAACUCCAUACAUAUCACAUGUCUUGCAUUUGCAUUUAUAACCACAUAUACGAACAACAUUCUGCAGGACACACUAGAAACUGUGCAAAUGAUCAUACUUUUUGCACCACAGAUCUAAAUAGGAUAUUUUCGCUUUUGAAAAUAGGCCAAUAGUUUUUAGUAUAUGUACCCAAAAUGUAUUUAAGCUGUACGUUCCGUUUUUAAGUGUAUCUGUAUAUCUAAUAGAUGUUUUCAAUUAUUUUGUAAAUGCCUUUUAUGCAUACAUUAUUUAAUGCCAAAUAAAUAUUUACCGGCGUUUGCUGUCUAUAUA
Messenger RNA from Drosophila biarmipes, 5482 nucleotides. It is a transcript of the gene sl, whose product is annotated as 1-phosphatidylinositol 4,5-bisphosphate phosphodiesterase gamma-1. Gene Ontology annotation, biological process: positive regulation of epithelial cell migration; phospholipid catabolic process; phosphatidylinositol-mediated signaling. The record is from RefSeq and is a predicted model, not a curated record. Bases 307 to 4017 code for a protein of 1236 amino acids. The transcript is spliced from 4 exons. NCBI's taxonomy places the organism in Eukaryota, Metazoa, Arthropoda, Insecta, Diptera, Drosophilidae. Gene Ontology annotation, molecular function: protein binding; phosphatidylinositol-4,5-bisphosphate phospholipase C activity.